GGAAGGGGAGACGGAAAGGGAGCAAAAGCCGAGCUGGAUCGCUCCCUCCCGGGCCUGACAGCCCGACCAACAAGCGACGGCGAGUAGCCAACGAAAGGGCCAACAGACAGGCGUGAUCAGGUUUUGAAUUCACAUCUACUGGUGAUGGUGGAGCGUCGUCGCAGCAACCUGGUUUGUCUAGUGGAAGCGGCCACAACGUAUGGGAUGAGGAUGGUGGCGAUGCCGCCGGCCACCUGCAGGACCCUGCAGCAUCGGCGAUCCCCGACGAGAGAUAACCUGGUGCUACCUUGAUGUACGGGUGUUUCCUGUAGAGCACAGCAGUGUACAGCUGCUGCACAAUGAUCCAACAUUAAUGAUCCACUACUGCUCUAGAGUACAACAUGAACUGUAGACUGCUGUACUCAACGCGCUGUACUUUAAAAAUGAAGUCAACGCCCUGCCGUGUCGUCUUGAUGCUGUCCUUGGCUAUAUUGCUUCUCAACGCUGCCCUCGCUGUCUGUGGUGUGCCCUGCUAUCUGCUGUACAUGCAAGCGGUGCUGUAUCUAUGCAUACACAGUCAUGCUCGGUACAUGGCGCCAAAUAUCACCCCCCCCCUCCCCUUAGCCCCCACAAUCUAGACUUCAGUGGGUUGGAGCUGUUGGCAAAGCGCUGUAAAACACGCCACCCCAAAUAUAGCCCCCGUAGUAUGCGCUACCAAAGACGCGUGACGCAUGGAUGCGUGGAGUGAGGAUUGCUUACGGAAACCUCACAGGUUGAGUGAUGUAGGAGAUUGCCGGACACAUAGACGUGUUGAGUGAUUAUAGCUGUAUACUGAAACCCCACGGAAAGGGGAGGUUUGAGAUUGCCAGACACAUAGACGGGUUGCGUGGGGAUAGCUGCUGGAACCCCACGGGUUGAGUGAUGUUGGAGUGCCGGACACAUGGACGCGUUGAGUGAGGAUAGACACAUAUUGAACCUCACAGGUUAUUUGCAUUGGAGAUUGCGAGACACCUAGACGUGUUGAGUGAGGAUAGCUGCAUACUGAAACCUCACAGAUG
Messenger RNA from Ectocarpus sp. CCAP 1310/34, 1037 nucleotides. NCBI's taxonomy places the organism in Eukaryota, Phaeophyceae, Ectocarpales, Ectocarpaceae. The record is from the annotation of a GenBank genome assembly.